This is a messenger RNA of Pristis pectinata (smalltooth sawfish), 8080 nucleotides long. RefSeq lists its product as uncharacterized. The coding region runs from base 1 to 5811 and encodes 1936 amino acids. NCBI's taxonomy places the organism in Eukaryota, Metazoa, Chordata, Chondrichthyes, Rhinopristiformes, Pristidae. The record is from RefSeq and is a predicted model, not a curated record. Gene Ontology annotation, molecular function: zinc ion binding; protein binding. The transcript has 22 exons.
AUGGAGCUGGCCGGCGUGGAGCUCAGCUUCCGAGAGGAGCUGCAAUGCCCCAUCUGCCUGGAGGUGUUUGCGGACCCCGUCAUCCUGGGCUGCGGCCACAACUUCUGCCGCCCGUGUGUCCGCGGGUACUGGCAGCACCGGGCUCCGGCGCCCUGCUGCCCCGAGUGCCGGGAGCCGGUGGCCGCCGGCUCUCUGCGACCCAACCGGGCGGUGGCUCGGCUGAGCGAGGCGGCCCGGGCGCUGGCCGACCGGCACUGCGAGCAGCACGGCCUCCGCCUCCAGCUCUUCUGCCACACCGACCUCCGCCUCAUCUGCCUCCGCUGCCGGGACGGGCCGGGCCACCGGGAGCACCAGGCGAGCCCGGCCGGUGAAGCCGUCCAGUUCUACAAGGACAAGCUGCAGCUGGAGAUGGCGUCAGUCCGGGAUCGCUCGUCUGCUUUCAGCCGCCUCCUGUGUAAUGAGCACAACAAGGUCUCUGCAUUGAAGAGGAGCUCUGAGCAGCUGUUGCUUCACAUCAGGGAGCAGUUUGCACAGAUGCACGGCUUCCUGCAGGAAAGAGAGGAGAGCUUGUCUCGUGAGCUGGCUGAGCACGAGGACCACACUCUGCAGCAGAUCCAGGAGAACCUGCAGAAGGUCCAGGAAGGGCUGGAUUCGCUGGACGGUCGGCUGGAGGAGCUGAGGACCCAUCAGGCUCAGGAGAACGACAUUGAGUUCCUGAAGAUGGUGAGCAGCCUCAGGCCUGAUGACAUCCAGAUGCCCAGUGAAGUGUCUGCCGAGCUGCCCCUGGGGGUGUUCAAGGGACCCCUGCAGUAUAAGGUGUGGAGAGAGAUGAAGGACUUCAUCGGCCCAGUCCCUGCCUCCCUCACCCUGGACCUGAAUUCGGCACACCACAAACUCCUGGUCUCGGAGGACCUGACCCACGUGCGCCUCACUGACACCAGACAGCAGCCGCCCUCCGCCGACCGGUUCGACCCCUGCGUCAACGUCCUGGCCGCUCAGGGCUUCAGCUCCGGGAAGCACUACUGGGAGGUCGAGGUGGGCGCCAAGACGGCCUGGGACCUGGGAGUGGCCCGGGAGUCCGUCCAGAGGAAAGGCCGCCUGACCCUGUCACCCCUGGACGGCUACUGGACGGUGUGGCUGAGGAACGGAGAGGAGUACAAGGCGCUGGACUGGGCCGCGGUCCCUCUGCACCCCAGCGUCAAGCCCAGGAGGGUGGGCAUCUACCUAGACUAUGAGGAAGGCCAAGUGUCCUUCUACAAUGCCGACGACAUGUCCCACCUCUACACCUUCAAGGACACCUUCACCGAGAGGCUGUUCCCCUACUUCAGUCCGUACCUGAACUGUGCAGGGAAUGCGGGCGGCCUCACUCUGUGCAGAAUGAAGCUACCACUACGGACCCCUCCUCCGCAGCCGCAGAGGUUCGGCGGGCCUCUGGCGGUCCCAGGGAGCAGGGCAGAAGAUGGGGUAGAGCCUGUCGGUGGGGUCGACGGUCACCGUGCUGAGGUGCAGCUGUCUGUCAGCGUCGAAGAAGGAGAGGCGCCCUGGCUGGUGGAUCAGGUAGAGCCCCACCACUGUGGGCUCCUCGCUCAGCACCAGGGUCUGGCCCGGAGAGCCCACCGCCCGAUACUCCAUCUCACCGAGGCGGGACAGGGCCCAGAAGCUGAUCCCGGCCAGUCCCUCCACCCCAGCCUUCCUGUGGGCCUUCUCGCCGAGCAGGCCCAGCUCCCAGGCCGGGUUCCCGGCCACCUCCGCCUCCCAGUAGGCCCGGCCCGAGGAGAAGCCUCUGGAUGCCAGGACGCAGGGGCUGAGCUGCAGCCUGUUGGGGGUACUGGGGACCGGAUGGUGCAGGCUGUCCCCCACCACGCUGAUCAGGUCUUCCGACAGGGCGAGCCAGGGGUGACAGAGGUUGGGACCCCCUGGGCUGUCCAGUGCUGGACCUCCAGCCUGUACAGGCCUUCCUCGUCCGUUGUCUUGGUUACCGUCGACAGUGGCAACAGGCUCUUCCCCUCACUGUCCUUCCAGAUGAUGGCGGGUUCGGGAAACCAUCCUUCCGACCGGCACGUGCUCCUGUCGAAGGAUUCAACCCCGGACUCUGAGGAGAACUCCCAGUUCCCUGUUGUAACUGAUCCUCAGGACACAUGUUGUCCUGUCAUUCCCAAUCACAGCCUGCUCCCAGUUCAGCUUCAUCUUUACCUCCACAAAGCAAGGGAUUGCCAAGGUCACUCUUCACGGACACCUGGGACAGAGGAAAUCCAGAGGAAAUCCCCAUUAAACAGGACCCAAACCCUCCAGGACCUCUCCAUGGCACUGACUGGAAUCUGGGCCGCCAAAUCUCCCACGGGCGCGGAGCGGCUGCGGGAGGGGUCGGCGUUUGGAGAGUGGAUCGCCUUCCUCUCUCCUCAGACCUACGCCCUCGUUUUUGAUCCCCCUGCCAGGAGAAAAGAUUCUGACGGUCCAGCUUCUAACGUCACGCACCUCUACCAGGGCCCCCUUCAUCCCAGGGAUAACAAGCCCACCCUGCCCGAUCUCUUCCCAUCACUAAAGUCCUCCAAUCGGGGCAACAUCCCGGUCGAUCUCCUGGGAUAUCACAACGGACAGUGCCCAGGCGGCGCUGUCUGGAUGCUCCCGGCGUACCGCAGAGGGAUCCUGUCAGGAUUGUGGGAUGAGGUGGGUGUGCCACCUAGGAUGGUGUGCCUGACCCUGGGAGGUGGUGGGACCCAGCCACGUCCCGAGUGUGACUUACCCACCACGCUAAGGUCCAUCACCACCGAGCUGGUGUGGGUUCCGGAGAAGACGGUGCACUGGUACCUCCCUGCAUCGGAGGCCCGGAUCCCCUCCAGUCUGACCGACACGUUCCCGGCCUCCAGCUGGUCACCGAAGAGACAGUCGGGCCGGGGACUGCGGGGCUCCGGGCGAGGUUGGCGGACUGACAGCCGGGUUUGGGGACACGGGCGAGGAGACCAGCGGGAACUCACCCGCCGCCUGGUUCGGCAGACCCACCGCGUUCAUCCCGGGAAGCUGCGAGCGCUGAUAACUGCCCAGUCACCGGCUCCGACCCGCACACCGGCUCCGAUCACCGACUUCCUCAUCCAACGACCCGCCCACAGAGUGUUUGCAGGUUAUGUGAAACCCCCAGAGUACACAGUUAUGUUCCAGCCCCUGACAUCCCGGCUGUUCAGUUUCUGCAUUGUCUUUAAUCGAACCCCUCGGGUAGAUUUGAACCCGAACGUGUCCGGCCAGAGCUGCAUGCACCAUGGGAGGUGUCUUACUCUCCGGCCGCCGCCGACGCCAGUGUUUCAGUCACACUGUCACUGCAGAAGACGAGGCGAAGCCACGCCGGAGCCAGGAAGGAGUGACUGCAGGAGGGGUUGGGAUGCGGACGUCAGUUCACGGCGGCGAGCUGGGAAGCGAUGGGGGGCAGAGAGGGUGGCAGGGACUCCGCCGGCCGGGCGGCGUCGGGUGAAAGCGAGCGGAGGUUCGGGGCGGCGGGGGACGUCCACCCCCGGCCGGGACUAUGUCCUGCUCCCUCUGUCCCGGCGCCCGGACUGCGGCCACGGUUACUGCCUGCCCUGCACCUCCAGCGCCCGGGGUGUCCGAGGAACGGAGCCCAGGGCAGAGGUCCGGCGCCGCCCGGCCGCUGUGGAGGGGGAGCCGGCCGGUCCCCGAGGAGUAUUCGUUUCGGACCUCGCCCACACCCCUGGCUCGACACAUCAAUUACCCCCUCUGGUCUCUCAGGGAGCCCACUCUCUCCCUGGCUCUCCUCUUGCUCCUGACACGCUUGUAGAAUGUCUUGGGAUUCUCCUUAAUCCUACUUGUCAAAGAUAUUUCAUGGCCGCUUGUUGUGCCCCUAAGUUCUUCCCUACACCCUAUAUAUUCCUCGAAACCCACUCUAUUCCAGUUUCCUAUACCUGUUACGUGUUUCCUUUUAUUCCUGAUCAAACCUUCAAUAACCCUUCAAGUUCUACCCUUAUUAACAGGUAUAUUUUACACACAAUGGUCACACUGAGGGAGACCUGGGGCAGACUGAAGGAGAUGCAGAAAGCCUGUGCCAGGGCCCAGCUUAAACAGAAGUGGCGCAUCGCUGAGGUGGAGAGAGCCUUUGUGACUGAGAUGGACCAGGUCAGACUCUGCUUUGCUGAAAUGGCGCAGCUCCUGAGAGGAAAAGCUAAAGGUGUGGCGGACAGACUGGAAGAAAAGAAGCAGAACGUUUUGAAAAGGAUGGAACUAAGACUGGUAGAGAUCCAGGAAAGUCUGACCCACAUCGGAGCAGAAGUGGCGAAGGCAGAAGCCCUGCUGCAGGAGGACGACAACUUCAGGUCCCUGCAGGGAUUUUCAGAGCUAAGGUAUCCACAAAAUUUGAGGCCGCUCGACGACAUAUCUGAAGGUCUCUCCCUGAACUUAUCGAAAGACCUUUUAAAGUACAGUGUGUGGAAAGAAUUGAGAGAUAUCUUCAGACCAGGCUCCGACAGGCUGACCCUGAAUCCUGCCACCGCGAGCCCGUGGCUGAUGUUAUCCGUGGACCUGACCAGUGUGGGGCACGGAGCCAAGAGGCGCCAACUGCCCGAUGACCCGCGGAGGUUUGACCCCAGCCCCUGCGUCCUUGCCCUCGACGGGUUCGUCACCGGGAGGCACUACUGGGAGGUGAGGGUGGGCCACAACACCUCCUGGACCCUGGGUGUGGUGAGUGAGUCGGCUAACAGGAAGGGGGACAUCGUCCUGUCACCCGCCAACGGGUACUGGACCCUGGGCCUCAGGGACGGAGUGAAGUACGAGACCUUCCCCACCACGUUGGAUGAGCUCCCCCUGGACCUGAAGCCUCAGGUGAUCGGAGUUUACUUGGAUUAUGAGGGAGGCCAGGUGUCCUUUUACAACGCCGAAGGGAUGUCCCAUCUCCACACCUACAGUGACAAGUUCACCCAGAAGCUCUUCCCUUUCUUCAGCCCCGGGCCGAAUGUGGGUGGCAGGGACUCCGAGCCGCUCCAGCUGCUGCGCGCCUCCGCUGGAGUUCCCGGCCCUGCCGGCCAGUCGGACCCUGAGCCUGGGGAUGCCACCGUCGGGGCCCCGUCCAGUAACCGCGGGGACCUGCAGCUGGACUGGCGCUGGACCUGGCUCUGCUUCACCCUGCUGGUCUCCCUGGCCGCUGCCCAGCCAGGCAGAGCCAACUUCACUGAGGUGUACUUGGUCUGCUGCGCUAUGCUGGGAUUUUCCAGCCUGUGCUGGUCCCUGCUGGGUCGACAGAGGCUGGCUGGGAUCUCCUGGGUGCACUGUGGCGUGCUGGGCCAUGCUGGGCUCUCUUGCUUCCUGCUGGCUUGUGCUGGGCUCCCUGGGAUCUGCUUGGUUGCACUGAGCUUUGGUGGAUUGUGCCUGUCUCUGAGGGGUUACGUGCUUCCUUCCUGGCUGCUGCUGAGCUUUGGGGGCUCCGUUGGACUCUUGUGGUUAUUGGACAAUGGUGUAUGGAUCUGGUGGGUCUGCUGUGGUGUGCUGGGACACGCCAGCACAUGCUUGUCACUGCUGGGCUGUUGCAAUGUCUCGAAGGUCUGCUGGUGGUGUUGUGGCAUCCAGGGUUAUGUCGGCUUGUGCCUUGUCCUGCUGUGCUCUUCUCCGUUCUUGGGCAUAUUCUGGAUCGCAUCAGGUGUCGUUGGCUUGAACUUGACCUUGAGGGUCUCCAUCCAGAACCCGUGGGCUGUGGCAGGCUUGCUGGCCUACAACGCAGUGUGGUGUGCGCUGGUGGGCAACGCGGAGCUCUCUGCGGUCGCUCUGGGCAUUGCCACCGUGUCGUGGUGGCAGUGGUCUCGUCCUCGCAGCUGCUGAUCCGCCGCUACGGAGCCUGAUAAUGUUUCACGAACGGCGUUUCCCAGUUCAUUUCAGCCAGUGGUGUGUGCCAUAAAAGUCAAAGUCGAAUUUAUUGCCGUAGGCAUAGGUGCAAUGAAAAACUUACUUGCAGCAGCAUCACAGGCACAGAGUAUCAGAUAAGCAGCAUUCACAAGAUAAACAUACAUUAAUCAGAAUAAGAUUUAUUAUCACUGAUUAAUACAAUGUGAAAUGUGUUGUUUUGCGGCAGCAGUACAGUGCAAAGACAAUUACUGUAAAUUUCAAAAAUAGUGCACAAAAAAAAGGAAUAACGAGGUAGUGUUCAUGGGUUCACAGAUUGUUCAGAAAUCUCAUGGUGGAGGGGAGGAAGCUGUUCCUGAAACGUUGAGUGUGGGUCUUCAGGCUCCUGUACCUCCUCCCCGAUGGUAGUAACGAGAGGAGGGUAUGUCCCAGGUGGUGGGGGUCCUUGGUGAUGGAUGCUGCCUUCCUGAGGCACCGCCUCUUGAAGAUGUCCUCGAUGGUGGGGAGGGUUGUGCCCGUGAUGGAGCUGGCUGAGUCUACAACCCCCUGCAGCCUCUUGCGAUCCUGUGCAUUGGAGCCUCCACACCAGGCAGUGAUGCAACCGGUCAGAAUGCUCCCCACUGUACAUCUGUGGAAAUCUGUCAGAGUCUUUCGUGAUGUACUGAAUCUCCUCAAACUCCAAAUGAAGUAAAUUAAACAUAAAUUAUACACAAUUUUUACAAGAAAGAACACAAAAGUAAAAAAAACAAAGUCCAUUUGAGUGUUAAAGCUUGCAGAAACCCGAGGUGUUCUUGGACCCCCGCCCUGGAGACUGACCUUGCACUUCACCUUCCAGGACCCUCACCUUCCAGGACCCUCCCCUUCCCUUUGCCUGAAGUCAGUUUGCUGCUCUCUCCCUUCCUCAACAGUCACGCGAUCCCUGACAACCGGCUGCAACUUUUGGCAGACGGUUUACUAAAUGAAGCUGCGUGUCUUGGAGAAAUGAUGGAAUCGCAAAAGGAUUUUACGCCUUUCUAGCCUUCGAGCGGUUCGAAUCUUUGGACUAUUCCACUCCUCUGUUGUGCCAGAGGUAACAAGGAGGGAGAGAGCUGCAGAGGUUUGCACAAGAAGCCUGGGCUGAAGCUAACACGUGAAUCUCCGCGGCCCCGUCCGACCGGGUACUCCCCGUGUCCAACCGAGAAUCGAGCUGCGCGGACUGGAUCGACCCACAACACUGCGUGUACUGACCUCCACUCCCUCCCAGCCGAGAACACCUCAUCUCCGAUUCCUCCACAUCCUCGCCUCUCCAUAAUCCCCUCCGGCCUGAUGACCGUCCGAGUUACUUCCAGGAACAUCGGAAACAGAAGGAGCUCCAAGGCCGACCCCACCUUGGUCUCUGCACCAUCCUCCUGCUCUCUCCCCGUGCCCCUCGGUUGCCCUUGGAGAUUGAAUUAUCUGUGUUCUAAGUUGCUGUUACUGAAGAGCUCUGAGGUAGCCUGCGUGUUCAGAUGUUGGCGUCGAGAGCUGACUCCAGCUGCCCACCAGCUUGACGUGAGAGGUGGAAAUUUCAGGGCGGCCCACGUCACCAGCAGGCAGGUCCCAGAGAGAAGCCACAGGGGUCUCGAUGGUGCAGACCGGGAGAUGGGGACGCAGUGGGUGGCACUGGUCCCACUGGAGAGAGAGGGGCGGGAUUACCACACAUGAAUUCCUCUAGGACAUGGUCUGAAGCUGGGCAAGGGGGUGGAUUGAAGUGGGGAGCUGGAACCAAAGGACGAUGAGUCCACACAGGAGGGGACUGCUCAACAGGUCAAGACUGCUGUUGGAUUCGGGUUUAAGUUGCUACCUAAGUUGUUGAUUUUCUUGUAAGCUUAACUUUCUUUAUGCUUGGUUAUAUGUUUGUAUAAUCACCUGUAAAUGUCAGUAGAUUUUUAGUAAUUUGUAGUAUAGUUGGUUUGUACUUCUGUAGUUUCUUUGUAAGUCUGAGGUCAUGCAGUGUAAAUCAAGCCUGUGGUCUCACAAGCUGUUCUUAUCAGGGGAGACUCCAUUCGUCUAUCCAGCUUUAACCAUUUUUCAGUACAAAGAAAGACCAUGAGACAGGUUCUCGUUAGUUAGAGUUAGUUACUCCUGGUUACUUAGUCGCUGUACAUUACUUUGUUAUGAAUGUCUAAUAAAUGCUGUAACCACAAGACUUGAGGCCUCAUUCUUGACUUCCAAAGUACCUUCUGGACAACGUCAUCUCCGGAUCCAACAGCUUGGCAUAGUUGGCAGA